AUGACGACUAAGCCCUCAGAAGUCUUCAUCACUUUGUUUUAUUGCCCUUUGUUUUGGGUACAAGAUAUUGAUGCCAACAAAUGUGAUGUUUUCAAUGUCACUGUCUCACAGGCCAACAAAUGUGAUGUUUUCAAUGUCACUGUCUCACAGGCCAACAAAUGUGAUGUUUUUAAUGUCACUGUCUCACAGGCCAACAAAUGUGAUGUUCUCAAUGUCACUGUCUCACAGGCCAACAAAUGUGAUGUUUUUAAUGUCACUGUCUCACAGGCCAACAAAUGUGAUGUUAUCAAUGUCACUGUCUCACAGGCCAACAAAUGUGAUGUUUUUAAUGUCACUGUCUCACAGGCCAACAAAUGUGAUGUUUUUAAUGUCACUGUCUCACAGGCCAACAAAUGUGAUGUUUUUAAUGUAACUGUCUCGCAGGCCAACAAAUGUGAUGUUUUUAAUGUCACUGUCUCACAGGCCAACAAAUGUGAUGUUUUUAAUGUAACUGUCUCACAGGCCAACAAAUGUGAUGUUUUUAAUGUCACUGUCUCACAGGCCAACAAAUGUGAUGUUUUUAAUGUCACUGUCUCACAGGCCAACAAAUGUGAUGUUUUUAAUGUCACUGUCUCACAGGCCAACAAAUGUGAUGUUUUUAAUGUCACUGUCUCACAGGCCAACAAAUGUGAUGUUUUUAAUGUCACUGUCUCACAGGCCAACAAAUGUGAUGUUCUCAAUGUCACUGUCUCACAGGCCAACAAAUGUGAUGUUAUCAAUGUCACUGUCUCACAGGCCAACAAAUGUGAUGUUAUCAAUGUCACUGUCUCACAGGCCAACAAAUGUGAUGUUUUUAAUGUAACUGUCUCACAGGCCAACAAAUGUGAUGUUUUUAAUGUCACUGUCUCACAGGCCAACAAAUGUGAUGUUUUUAAUGUCACUGUCUCACAGGCCAACAAAUGUGAUGUUUUUAAUGUCACUGUCUCACAGGCCAACAAAUGUGAUGUUUUUAAUGUCACUGUCUCACAGGCCAACAAAUGUGAUGUUUUUAAUGUCACUGUCUCACAGGCCAACAAAUGUGAUGUUUUUAAUGUCACUGUCUCACAGGCCAACAAAUGUGAUGUUUUUAAUGUCACUGUCUCACAGGCCAACAAAUGUGAUGUUUUUAAUGUCACUGUCUCACAGGCCAACAAAUGUGAUGUUUUUAAUGUCACUGUCUCACAGGCCAACAAAUGUGAUGUUUUUAAUGUCACUGUCUCACAGGCCAACAAAUGUGAUGUUUUUAAUGUCACUGUCUCACAGGCCAACAAAUGUGAUGUUUUUAAUGUCACUGUCUCACAGGCCAACAAAUGUGAUGUUCUCAAUGUCACUGUCUCACAGGCCAACAAAUGUGAUGUUUUUAAUGUCACUGUCUCACAGGCCAACAAAUGUGAUGUUAUCAAUGUCACUGUCUCACAGGCCAACAAAUGUGAUGCCAACAAAUGUGAUGUUUUUAAUGUCACUGUCUCACAGGCCAACAAAUGUGAUGUUUUUAAUGUCACUGUCUCACAGGCCAACAAAUGUGAUGUUUUUAAUGUCACUGUCUCACAGGCCAACAAAUGUGAUGUUUUUAAUGUCACUGUCUCACAGGCCAACAAAUGUGAUGUUUUUAAUGUCACUGUCUCACAGGCCAACAAAUGUGAUGUUUUUAAUGUCGCUGUCUCACAGGCCAAUAAUUUGUUGUUGGUUUACCAGUGGAUGUUUGUGAACAAAACAAGUGUACGAAAGCUCAAUAGGUGUUGA
Molecule: messenger RNA, 1761 nt
Organism: Biomphalaria glabrata
Lineage: Eukaryota; Metazoa; Mollusca; Gastropoda; Planorbidae
Exons: 3
Coding region: 1-1761 (586 amino acids)
Source: RefSeq, a predicted model, not a curated record